Messenger RNA from Prunus mume (Japanese apricot), 1181 nucleotides. Its product is annotated as Galactose mutarotase-like superfamily protein. NCBI's taxonomy places the organism in Eukaryota, Viridiplantae, Streptophyta, Magnoliopsida, Rosales, Rosaceae. Gene Ontology annotation, molecular function: glucose-6-phosphate 1-epimerase activity; carbohydrate binding. Gene Ontology annotation, biological process: carbohydrate metabolic process. Gene Ontology annotation, cellular component: cytoplasm. The record is from RefSeq and is a predicted model, not a curated record.
AUGGAGCGGAACCACGGAGUCACACAAACCCACCCACUCGAAGAAGAUGGCGAUGGUUUCUAUGCUCAUUUCACUCCCUACCCUGACUACUCCAAACUCCAGCCGAGUCAACCGGUAUUGGCAAGCACCAAAAAGGUCGUCUGCAAUGGCUCUUGCAAGUGCCAACACAGAGAUUGCUACUACAGGAGUGAAAUUUGCAGAGGGUGAAGAAAAGUUACCCAAGGUCGUUUUGACUAGCGCUGGUGGCAGUGAGGCAGAUAUAUAUCUGUUUGGUGGUUGUAUUACCUCUUGGAAAGUUCCAAAUGGAAGGGACCUCCUUUUUGUUCGACCUGAUGCUGUCUUCAAUAAGAAAAAACCAAUCAGUGGAGGCGUUCCACAUUGUUUUCCACAGUUUGGACCAGGCGCAAUUCAGCAGCAUGGAUUUGCAAGAAACCUGGACUGGUCCGUCAUUGAUUCUGAAAAUGUGCAAGGAGAUCCUGCCAUAACUUUAGAACUAAAGGAUGGUGAAUACAGUCGUUCCAUGUGGGAUUUCAGCUUUCAAGCUUUGUACAAGGUCACUUUGCAAACAAAGAGCCUUUCCACCGUACUUGUAAUUAAAAAUACGGACAGCAAGCCAUUUUCAUUCAGCACCGCAUUGCACACAUACUUCCACGCUUCUGCACAAGGGGCAUCUGUUAAAGGUUUGAAAGGCUGCAAAACACUGAAUAAAGAUCCUGACCCCAAGAAUCCAUUGGAGGGCACGGAAGAAAGGGAUGGGGUCACUUUUCCUGGAUUCGUGGAUUGCGUAUACCUGGAAGCCCCUAAUGAGUUGCAUCUUGAUAAUGGCUUGGGUGACAUAAUAUCUAUCAAGAACACUAAUUGGACAGAUGCUGUUUUGUGGAACCCCUAUCUGACGAUGGAAGCAUGCUACAAAGAUUUUGUUUGUGUGGAAAAUGCAAAGAUUGGAAACGUCCAGCUGGAGCCUGGUCAUACUUGGACUGCUACACAGCAUCUUAGCAUCAAUUGAAGAGUGGCUGAUCACUGUUAUUCAAUUUUGUAGAAAUAAUGUAUCAUCUAUUUUCCUUGAGUCUUUUAUUUUGUGGUAUACAAAGCUUUGAAGCUACAAAACAAGUAAAGCUUACUAAUAAUGGGAGAUCCUGUAUAUGCUUUCAUUCUGAAUAUAGUGUUUCCUCUCUCUCUCU